Molecule: messenger RNA, 3366 nt
Organism: Gastrolobium bilobum
Lineage: Eukaryota; Viridiplantae; Streptophyta; Magnoliopsida; Fabales; Fabaceae
Exons: 3
Coding region: 918-2978 (686 amino acids)
Cellular component (GO): cytoplasm
Molecular function (GO): protein binding
Source: RefSeq, a predicted model, not a curated record
CAUACCAUCAGCACCAGAGGGCCAAACCACCUUCCUCACCCUUAGAUCUCAUCUUUCCCAUUCCACUCCCACCGUCCGAUCGAUCACCUUUCCUUUCUCUCUCUCUCUCUCUCUCUCUCUCUCUCUCUCUCUUUUUCUCUUGUGUUGUCGUGUUUGUGGCUGUAUGUAGCUAGCACACACAACACAAUUUCAAGUUGGGACUUUGAAGUCGAACAACCCUAACCUAAGAAGGAAGCAGGAGCGGGAACUGCAAAGCAAACACUUGAUAUGUAGCGUUGCUUUCUCAGUGGUCUCAGCAGGUACUUUCUUGGAUUCUUCUUCGGUCUCUUCGGAAAUUGAUGCCAACUAAAGGACAGUAAUAAUCACGGAUCUUCUAUUGCUUUCCUUCGAUUGGACAAAAUCAACUUUACCCAAUGCAAUUUCGCUAGCGGUUACAAUUCGAGGCAUUCUAAUUAACAAGCGCAUAGUGGAGCUAAUAAAUCUUAGUUCUCUGUGCGUGACUCUUUGUUUGGUGGUUUAUGCUCAGGUUUGCUUUGUCUGCAGAUUUGGUUUGAUUGGAGCUCUGAUGGACUUCAAGAUCGCCUUACAUACUUGGACUUGGCAGUUUGAGCUCAUAAUAUGGUGAAGGGUUUUGGAGCAAAAACAUUUCCCAAAAUCUUGCUGUUUUUGUUCUUGUUUCUAAAUCGUUAUUGCCAGUUGAAGUAAUUAAUCUCUGGUAAUUGAAUAGUGGAGGUUCAUUGUGGGCAGGGGAGAGCUAAAAAUUGAACCACACAUAAACAUAGAUUACCCAUUUUGGUGAUCUUCCCUCGACACUGGAACCAUGGAAAUUGCUUGCAGUGUUUGAACUGUCAAAGCAAAGCCCAAGGUAUGAGCGAGGCCUGUGCUACUUCCGCUUUAUAACUCAAGAUUGACCAACCAUGGAAGCAAAUGGAAUCGUUCAUGAUACUAGCCUAGGAGCGGCGAGGAGGGAAAAGAGAGAGGUAGGAGACAAAUCAAUGGAGGAUUUAACUAAAUAUGCACACAGUCCUGCUCACUUGGCAGUUGCCAGGCGUGACCAUGCUGCCCUAAGGCGCAUUGUUUCCACCCUGCCUCGGCUUGCUAAGGCUGGCGAGGUCAACGCAGAAGCUGAAUCUCUUGCUGCUGAACUUCGAGCGGAUGAGGUCUCUGCUGUUAUUGAUCGCCGCGAUGUUCCUGGUAGGGAGACCCCUCUUCACCUUGCUGUACGUCUCAGGGAUUCAGUCUCUGCUGACAUUUUGAUGGCAGCUGGUGCGGAUUGGAGUCUACAGAAUGAGCAUGGUUGGAGUGCUCUCCAAGAAGCGGUGUGUGCUAGAGAGGAAGCGAUUGCCAUGAUUAUUGCACGGCACUAUCAACCCCUGGCUUGGGCCAAAUGGUGUCGUAGACUUCCCCGCAUUGUUGCUUCUGCAACUCGUAUUCGUGAUUUUUAUAUGGAGAUAACUUUCCAUUUUGAGAGCUCUGUCAUUCCUUUCAUUGGGCGCAUAGCCCCUUCCGAUACUUAUCGAAUUUGGAAGCGUGGUUCUAAUCUCCGUGCUGAUAUGACCCUUGCUGGCUUUGAUGGUUUACGCAUCCAACGAUCAGACCAAACAUUUUUGUUCCUUGGAGAGGGCUAUGCCUCAGAGAAUGGUAAUUUAACUCUGCCAGGUGGUUCUUUGAUUGCUCUUUCUCAUAAGGAUAAGGAAAUCACAAAUGCUUUGGAAGGAGCUGGUACACAACCAACAGAAGCUGAAGUUGCUCAUGAAGUUUCCUUAAUGUCCCAGACAAAUAUGUAUAGACCGGGUAUUGAUGUAACUCAGGCUGAGCUUGUUCCCCAUUUAAAUUGGAGGCGUCAGGAGAAGACUGAGAUGGUUGGGAAUUGGAAGGCAAAAGUUUAUGACAUGCUUCAUGUGAUGGUGAGUGUGAAGUCAAGGCGGGUUCCAGGUGCUAUGACAGAUGAAGAGCUUUUUUCUGUGGAGGAUGGAGAAAGUAUGAUAAAUGGGGAAAACAAUGAUGAGUAUGAUGAUGUAUUGACUGCUGAGGAAAGAAUGCAAUUAGAUUCUGCACUACAUAUGGGUAAUUCAGAUGGUACUUGUGAGGAUGAGGAACAUGGAGUCUUUGAUGGUCAAGAAAAUGUUUCAGCAGCUUCCUAUGAGAAUUCUGAAGCCAAUGGCAUGGUUAAAGAGAAGAAGAGCUGGUUUAGUUGGAACAAGAAAAAUUUGAAGAGUAGCAGUGAUGAGCCUGAGGAUUCCAAAACUUUGAAGAAAAUUUCAAAGUUUGGCUCAGAAGGUAGCAAUCAGAGAUUAGGUGAGCAGCAAAAGCCAGCAUCUGAGUUUUUGAAGGAGGAUAGUGGAGACUCUAAGAAGGGAAAAGAUAGAAACAAUAGAAAAAAGAAGAAAGGAGUAAUCAGUGAGUCUAAGAAUGAAAGUGAGUAUAAAAAGGGUUUAAGACCUGUCUUGUGGCUAACGCCAGACUUCCCUUUGAAAACUGAUGAGCUUCUGCCUCUACUUGACAUCUUAGCAAAUAAGGUUAAGGCUAUUAGAAGACUCAGAGAGCUUUUGACAACUAAGCUUCCUCAUGGAACUUUUCCUGUCAAGGUUGCUAUUCCCAUAGUCCCUACUAUCCGGGUGCUUGUUACCUUUACAAAAUUUGAGGAGCUUCAGCCAGUAGAGGAGUUUUCAACUCCACUCUCCAGCCCGGCACAUUUCCAGGAUGCCAAAUCCAAGGAUUUAGAAGGGUCUACAUCAUGGAUUUCAUGGAUGAAAGGAAAUCGUGGAGGACAGUCCAGCGACUCUGAUAGCCACAGAUAUAAAGAUGAAGUUGAAGUUGACCCUUUCAGCAUACCUGCAGACUACAAAUGGGUGGACGCCAAUGAGAAGAAACGCCGAAUGAAGGCAAAGAAAGCGAGAAGUAAGAAACACAAGAAGCAGACAGCGGCAAAAGGUGGAGAUGGGGUGCGUCAGAUGACUGAGGAUGUUGAAGAAUAAUAUUAAUAUCAUGGUUUGGUAUCUCUGGGUAAAUUGAGGCUUUGAUAAUUGUUGCCAGACAAAAAGAGUCUUUCUUUGUGCACAGCCAUAACUGACUUUACAUUUCAACAUUGGGGUGUUUCUCCGAGAAUUUACUAGAAAUUUCUUGGGCAACCAAUUGUUAUUAGUUAAGUAAAAGGUGCCUUUAUUUUUUUCCCCCGUUUCGCGAAGAAAGCUUUGUCUUUUAUAAGUUGUAUUGUCAUGUGAAGUGAAAUUGAAGGUCAAGAGUCUAACGCUCCUUCAAUUGCUUUCGGCUUCAUUCUAAUUUUCUCGAGAUACCAAUAUUUGUAUCUACUCCUAUGUCGAUGAUCAUCGAUUCUACGUUUUCGUGAUUGGUAUUCUCUUCAGU